Messenger RNA from Mercurialis annua (annual mercury), 1809 nucleotides. RefSeq lists its product as uncharacterized. NCBI's taxonomy places the organism in Eukaryota, Viridiplantae, Streptophyta, Magnoliopsida, Malpighiales, Euphorbiaceae. Gene Ontology annotation, biological process: DNA integration. The record is from RefSeq and is a predicted model, not a curated record. The transcript has 2 exons. The coding region runs from base 1 to 1809 and encodes 602 amino acids. Gene Ontology annotation, molecular function: nucleic acid binding.
AUGAAUUCUUUGAAAUGCGCUUUUGGGGUGUCGGCAGGAAAUUUCUUGGGUUUCUUGGUUCACCAGCGGGGGAUGGAGGUAGAUAAGAAUAAAGCGAAAGCAAUAAUUAAUGUUGAACCACCAAAAACCAAGAAACAACUACAGCGAUUGAUCGGACAAAUAAACUUUCUGAGGCGAUUCAUUUCAAAUGCAGCCGGCCGAUUACGCAGUUGGAGCGUUUUGUUGAAAGGGAAUGACAACGACCAGUUUGUAUGGACCCCUGAGCAACAACAAGUAUUUGAUGAGCUAAAAACAUACUUGGUGAAGCCGCCGAUUAUGAUGCCACCAAAGCCGAAUCAGCCUUUGUUGCUAUACAUAUCAGCGGCUUCCCAAUCUUUGGGGUGUAUGCUCGUGCAGGAAGACCAAGGCGUUGAAAGAUCGGUCUACUAUCUCAGUAGAGCCUUGACCGAUACUGAAACACGAUAUUCGGACAUCGAAAAACUGUGCCUAUGUUUAUAUUUCACCUGCUGCAAGUUGAGAUAUUACAUGCUGCCAGUCGUAGUUUAUGUCCUGGCACAGACCGAUGUAAUAAAAUACAUUCUAUCCCGACCAUAUCUCAGAAAUCGGAUGGGAAAAUGGGCGGUGGCAAUGUCAGAAUUCACUCUCGUGUACGUGCCUCAGAAAGCUGUUAAAGGGCAGGUCCUUGCCGAUUUUAUUUCAGAUCACCCAGGGGUCGACAUAAAGGAAGGAAUCGGCUGUAUGGAACUACAUCCUUGGAAAUUAUGGUUUGAUGGAUCCAGAAUAGAAAAAGGUACUGGAGCAGGAAUCGUCAUCGUCUCACCCUCGGGGGCACGAUUCACAAUGUCUUGUUCUUUUGACUUUCAAGUGUACCAACAACCAAGCCGAUGCGAGUCGGAACUCUUAAUCCGAUACUGCAACAAAGCUAAACAUCUUAUCGGUGGUUUCUCAGAUACAUGGUUAGAAUACACGGAGAGAAGUGACAACAUGGAGGCAAAUGACCUCGCCCAACACGGUAGUGGUUAUAAACCUUGCUAUGAGUAUGAGGCGAUCCGGCGAGAUACGCCAAACUUGGUAACCAGAGACGAUGCGGUGUACAAAGCAGGUCAUUCCGUGUACCAAUUGGAUUUUUCUACAGAUUGGAGGAAAGAAAUAACCAAGUGGCUUGAAUCACCAGAUAUGUCCAACAGAAGAUUACGAACUUUGGCCCUCAACUACAUAAUUCUGGCCGAUGAGUUAUACAAAAAGGGGAGUGACGGUUUGCUUUUUAGAUGCGCCGGCCCAAAAGAAGCGAUGCUAGUCAUGGCCGAGGUACACGAGGGAAUUUCAGGCGCACAUCAGGCUGGUCCACGGAUGAGGUGGCUAAUCCACAAGUAUGGAUUUUACUGGCCCAAAAUGGAGCAAGAUUGUAUCCGAUACGCCCAAGGGUGUGAGGCAUGUCAAAAGUGCGGUCCCGUGCAGCAUGUUCCUGCCAAGACGCUACAUUCGAUAAUUAAACCUUGGCCAUUUCGCAGAUGGGCUGUGGAUUUAAUUGGCAAAAUAUACACAUCGUCAUCCAAAGGACACACGUUUGUGAUUGUCGCGACCGAUUACUACUCUAAAUGGGUUGAAGCCGUACCAUUGAAGUCACCAAGUCAAGAAUCGGUCAUAAAGUUCUUCAGAGAGUACAUUAUCCUGAGGCAUGGUUUGCCAGAGACUAUUACUACAGACCAAGGAACUAUGUUUACUGGGAGCGAGAUAACUGAUUAUGCAAAAGAUAUGGGAUUCAAAUUGAUACGUUCGACCCCGUGCGCAAGCAAAUGGCCAAGCUGA